Drosophila guanche is the source of this 5703-nucleotide messenger RNA. It is a transcript of the gene RhoGAP1A, whose product is annotated as active breakpoint cluster region-related protein. The transcript has 14 exons. NCBI's taxonomy places the organism in Eukaryota, Metazoa, Arthropoda, Insecta, Diptera, Drosophilidae. Gene Ontology annotation, cellular component: membrane. Gene Ontology annotation, molecular function: guanyl-nucleotide exchange factor activity; GTPase activator activity. The record is from RefSeq and is a predicted model, not a curated record. The coding region runs from base 451 to 4728 and encodes 1425 amino acids. Gene Ontology annotation, biological process: positive regulation of GTPase activity; signal transduction.
AGAGAAAUACAUAUACAAAUACAUAUAUGUAAAUACAUUUGUGAUGUUCAAUGUGAAAGUGAAUUAUUAAAUGUGUGUGCCGAGAAAACUAACCAAAUUCAUUGUUUAAUAAAGAUAAAAAAGUGUAUAUUGUGAAGCAAAAAAAUGAAACAUACAUAUGUGCAUAUGUGCAUGUACAAAUGUGAUUUUGCAGGCAGCCAAGGUGACAACGCACAACUGGUGCUUGUUACAUAAAAACCAACCUCGCCCUCUUCGUCAUAAUUAACAUCGUAAUCAACGUGGUCAUCGACAUCAUCAUCUUUGAGUGAGAGCCAGAAGCAGAAGCAGCAGUAGCAAUAGGUGCAUCUCAAGCAAUAUCAAACAUCCAAUAAGCCGCACAACAACACGAAGUGAAGUAGCAGCAGCAACAACAACAGAAGGAGCCCAACAGAGGGGCAGAGGGGGAGCGUCAUGAGCGUCUUUGAUGAUUUCCAACGCCUGUGGAUGCAACGUUUUCCACAGAGCUCGCUCUCCGAUGCCUGGGAGCAGGAUGUUCGCGCCUCCCUUGAGCGGCAUCGUGUCAAGAUCACAGAACUGGGCAAGGAGCUUGAACAGGAGACGCUUUAUGUGGAGUAUCUGGAACGCUUGCUCUCCGAUGUGGAAAAGUAUCGCGCCUCAGGCGGAGAUCCAACUGCGCUAUUCGAGGCAGCCAGCGGCAGUGGGAGUGUGAGUGGGAGUAGCAGUAAUGGCGCAACAACAACAGCAGCUGCCGUGGAAAAGGAGUUCAAAUCUAGCCUAAAUCUGCGCGAGUCAUCCUCGCUGUCGGUGGCUGGGGGCAAGGACAAGGAUCGGCUCUCGCUCAACACAGACAACAAAUACACACACACAUCGAAUGCCGCUGGCAGCGGCAGUAGGGCGGGAGGAAGUGCAAGUGGAGGAGCAGUCGUGGGAAAUGGGAAUGGGAACGGUUCGGGCGGUAGUAGUGGGCUGAACUCUGCCCCGAUCGCGGGUGACAAACGCGGUUUGGAGCCCAGCUUCGAGCGAGAGGACAGAGACAAAGACAGCGGCAACGAGAAGGAUGCCAAUGGAGCACUGCAUCAGUGCAUCACGGAGCUGGCGGCAUCAAUCAAUAGUGGAGGCGGCGUCAAGCGGCCGGAGGCCGUUGAGGCAGAGCGGGAAUCAUCCGCGCGACAGCCGGUGCGCAAGACCACGUCGCAGUACGUCACCGUCAUUCAGGUCAAGGAGGCCAAAGACAAAGAUGGUGACGAGGCAUCCUCAGGAAACGACCAGCAGCCGACGCCACCAUCCACAUUUUCACGCUAUGCGCCAGGAGCUGGAUCUGGACUGGGCGCCGAGCCAUCGGCACCGCCCCUGUCGCCAUCAUUGUCUUCGUACAUGGAAGCCAAGAAGAAAAUGCCACCCAGACCUCCUCCAAAGAAUAUACGACGCGUAGAGCCGCCCACCAUUCCCAGCCAGCAGCAUCAUCAGUUGUCAUCGUCGCCGAAGCGCGAGACUGCGGCAUAUGCGGGCAGCACCAUGCCCCUGCCCAGCAGCUCUGUCGGCAGCGGCAGCCUCUCCUCGGACAGUCCGGGCAAUUCGCUGGAGCGCAACAUUAAGCCCUCGGACAUCCUUAGGCAGAAGUCGUCGGAGAAUCUGGACGCCAAGUACGCGAACAACAGGAAGACCACGCCGGAGCUGGGGAAGUUUGUCACCAAUCCGGAGCUGAUGGAGGAGCUGGGCCGUAAGAUGGUCGGCAAGAUGGACAGCCUGGAGCAUGCGAAGCGUAGCGAUGCGUCCUCUAGCGCCGCCAGUGGCGGCAGCAGCAGUCUGGGACGUACCUCUUCCACGCCCGGCAGACCUCUAAAUCCGGGACGAACUGGAGCGGGGACAGUCGGAGCCUCGCCCACAGGCAGCCUAAACAAGACUGCAAAACUGGCAGUGGCCGACAGCAGUUCCACCAGCAGCCUCGAGAAGAAGUCGCGCACCUCUCUGCAGGCCAGCGACGCAGAGGGAGGCGCUGGCAGCGGUGGAGGAGCAGCGACACAACGCAGUGCUGGCUCCAAGGAAUCACUGGCAUCACAAGGCAUAUCGGAAGUUAUCAAGAGCUAUGAGAGCGUUUCCUCGCUGAGUUCGGAGAGCGCCAAGGCGGCAGCACAUCAGUCGCCGGCGGAUCAUGAGCCAUACUAUGACAGCGUGCCGCUGGAUAAUGGCGAUGGGGAGUAUGUUUUCAUCAAGCCCGGACGCACUGGGUCCUCGUCGAGUCGUGAUGAUCUUUCCACGCCUGGCAGCAGCACCCUGCCCAUGGCCCAGGGGCUCAGCAGUCAGACGAGCGUGGUGGAUCCUGAAUCUCCUGGUCGUACCUCAAACUAUGUGAACAUCGAUUACUUUCUUCAACAGAGCAAUGAGACCCGUUCCAGUUCACUGGACAGCGAUGGCGAGUACGAGGGACCGCCCAUACUACGCACCAUUUCACACGACGAGCAGACCACGUCACAAACCACACCAGGUGCACUGCGCAAGAACUUAGUUUCAGCGAUACUCGUGAGUGGGAAUGCGCGUGGUGCCAAGAUACGAUCCAUACUGAGCUCCAUCAUACACAGCGAGACGAUCUACGUGGAGUGCCUUAACAAGAUGAUGCAGUAUAAAAAGGCAAUCCAUGCAACGUUGGGCACCUCUCAGCCUGUGAUCAAGGAGGAGGAGGAGAACACAAUGUUCUUCAAGAUCGAUGAGCUCUUCGAGGUGCACACGGCCUUCCUGAGUGACUUGAAGACAAUUGUGUCGCACGAGGGCGGCGAUGUGCUGAUUGGAGAGGCCUUCAAGCGGCUGGCGGACAUGUUCGAGCUGUACAGCGCCUUCCUGCACAACUAUGGCCAGGCCAUCGAGACGGUGAAGAAGUGCAGUGCCAGCAAUCCGCAAUUCAAGAAGAUCGUCGCGACGAUCGUUGUUAAUCUGCAGACGGAGCAGUCGCUCACGUUGGAGGAUCUGCUGCACAAGCCGGUGGCCAGGGUUCAAAUCAAUGCGAUGGUCUUUAAUGAUCUGCUGCGCGAGACACCAGCCAACCAUCCGGACCAUCAGCCGCUGCGGCAGGCUCAAAAGAUCAUACAGAUGUUCCUUAACCAGUUCAACGUCUGCCAGCGUCUGCCCACAGAGUCCAACCGAAAUCUGAGGCGCAUGGUGCGCAACUCCUUCAUUGUGGAGCUCGUGGACGGGCAUCGCAAGCUGCGGCAUCUCUUCCUCUUCAACGAUGUGAUUGCGUGCGCCAAGUACAAGGCUCUGGGCCGUGAUCGCAUUGACUACGAGCUGAAGUGGUUCAUACCGCUCAAGGAUAUCACCGUCUACGAAGAGGCCGAUAGCGCGGCUGAGCUCAAGGAAUCUAGUCCCGCGAACAUUUCGCAAGUGAAGCGCAACCUACGCUCGGUGCGUGACCAGCUCAUCCUGGAGGCCAAUGGGGUGCGCACCGGCGACAAGUAUCGCCGCAAGUUGGCCGAUCUGGAGUCACAGCUGGUGCUGGCCACGCCCAAUCUGGUACUUCGCCUGGGAAACAAGGCCAACAACAAGGCUGUCACCUUCUUCCUCAGCUCGGACUUUGAGCGAUCACAGUGGAUUGAUUCAAUCACAUCGCUCAAGCAAAAGUGCAAUCUGCCUGGAGCGAAUACCAUCAACUCGCUGGAGGUCACCGCCUUCAUUGUGGCCAUGCAAAAGGGCAUGAAGACUGAAAUGGGUUCGUAUCUGAUGCGCAACACCAACGACGAGAGCCUGCUUGUCGGUGAUCUACACAUGAGCAUACAGGGCCUAGCCGGGCUCGAGAAGCCAUCGGAUCUUUAUACAUGCGUUGAGGUGGACUCCUAUGGUCACUACUUCCGCAAGGCCACCACAAAAAUCAUUUGCCGCAGCCAAACGCCAGUGUGGAACGAGAGCUUUAUGCUCGAACUGGAGGGCAGUCAGAAUGUGCGCAUUCUACUCUACGAAGCAAAGGAUCGUCCGCUGCUGAGAGCCAAACACAUACUAAAGUUGAGCCACAGCUGGCUGACUGAGACCCAGCAGAUGCGCACAAUCAAGUUGAGCGAGACCCUAGAGCUGAGCUGCAGCUUCCGUUUUGUGCCCGGUGAGCUGUGCCGUGCCACAACGAAGCCAGGCGCCCUCUUUGGUGUCAAAAUGAGUCAAGUAUUAAAACGCGAGAAACGCGACAUUCCGUUCAUCAUCAGUGCCUGCAUACGGGAGGUGGAGCGACGUGGAAUGCUGGAGGUGGGUUGCUAUCGCGUCAGCGGCUCUGCCUCCGAUCUGUCCAAGCUGAAGAAGGCCUUUGAGUCGGAUGCCUAUGAGGCGGAGCAGCUGCUGCGCGAGGUGGACAUUCACUCGGUGACGGGCAUACUGAAGACUUUCCUGCGUGAGCUGCCCGAAGCUCUGUUCACGGAUCAGCUAUAUCCGCGCUUCUUCGACACAUUCAGCACGCUGAGCAACAACAACGAGGCAACGCGUAUCAACGAGUUGCUGAAGGUGUUUGACGAGCUGCCGCAGGCCAACAAGGCAUCGAUCUGUUUGAUCCUCGAUCAUCUGAUCAGAGUCCACGAGAAGGAGGCCGACAACAAGAUGUCCCUGCACAAUCUGGCAAUGGUCUUUGGGCCCACACUUUUGCGGCCGGGACAGACGCAGGUGAAGCAAAAGGAUCCACUCGCGGCCAGCACUGUGGAUGUGAUGGCCCAGGCCGGGAUACUCUAUUGCUUUCUGCAGGCGCGCAUUAAGAACUAGAAUUACACACACACACACACACACACGGGAUUGGAUUGGAUGAUAUAUAAAUAUAUAUAUAUAUAUUUUUUUUAAACAUAGCAAUAGCCACGCGUAAAUGCAAGCACUUUGUCCAGAUCACACACGCUGAAGCCCCAGUUUCACAUCCCAAUCCCUCCAAGCAAACACAAACACCCACACACACACGCACACGCACACGCACACACUCACUGGAAAAUGAGCUGCCAGUUGUAUAUAACCGGAGAAUGAGAAAGGAAAGCGGAGCGGCAGCGGGGAGUCUGCCAAACGAUUUACGGAUUUAAAAGAAACAAAUUAAGAGAAAAACCUACUAAAUGAAUGAACAAAUUUACAAAAACUGCUCAAUGGCGGUCACUGGCGCACACACACACAAAUAUAUACACUGCACGGAUGCUAAAGUGUUCAACACUUUGGCUGAUCCACAGACACAGACACAGUCCCUGUCCCUAACAAGGCUUACCUUAUGUAGCUUCUUGGCUUGUAUACUCGUCGAACAUAUGAUACGUAUAGAAAUAUAUAUCCUACAAAUAUAUAGACAACACACAAACAUAUAUAUUCAUAUAUAGAUGAUAUGCUUCUUCAGCUUUACGCAUAAUGUAUACCACACACACCAAAACAUAGGAGAGCGUUACGCACACACACGAUCGGUGCUCCUGCCACCUGCCUAACCCUCAGCUUACUGCAAAACCCACAACAAAUGCAAAUGCAAAUGCAAAAAUUUCCAAUUUUCAAAAGUAUAUAAAUAAAAUAAAUAUACUUCAAUGGCAGACACAUACACCUAAAUAAUCAUUACAAUACGAUUACGUAGGACUUAUAAUUACCCAAGUGUAGAAUGGAAGAUUGAUUGAUUGGCGUUGAUGUGCAGUGAUCGAGAGUAUGUGUAUGCUUACAUAAAGUUCUGUUUUUUUUUUUCGUCGUCUUGUUUUAUAUUAAUUGUUUAGGUUUUAUAUAUAAAUA